Colletotrichum godetiae is the source of this 981-nucleotide messenger RNA. RefSeq lists its product as uncharacterized. The transcript has a single exon. The record is from RefSeq and is a predicted model, not a curated record. The coding region runs from base 253 to 753 and encodes 166 amino acids. NCBI's taxonomy places the organism in Eukaryota, Fungi, Ascomycota, Sordariomycetes, Glomerellales, Glomerellaceae.
GAUCCUUCUUAUGGCCCAUGAGUGUCCGCUCGGGCUCCACGAGUCCAGCCCUAGUUCCGGGGCAACUCCCCGCGAGGCAGUGCGAGAGCGGCGGACGGGCUACGACCUGCGACAUGCGGCGCCUGGAACCUGCGACUUGGGACCUGACCGGUUGGGACGUGGUUUUGGACCGGGAAGCUGCGAGACGCGUCCACACGACCAAAGUAUCGUGAACUUUUUGCCAUUUUCUCUUUUUGGCUGCCACCAAGUUGCAUGGUUCCUUCCACAUCCAAUCCUUGUUUGCCCUUGCCAAGUGAACCAAGUAAACCAAUUGACCACUUGAUUAACUCACGCCACGAUCCUUCCUUCCCUACUUGCCGGUGUCAACGGGUGUCUUACCUAAACCUCCUUCCCUUCCGUCCCGUCGUUCCUUCAUUCCCAAUGGAAGCUCCAACCCUCAUAAACGGGAACUCCCUUCCUUCCCUCCCGCACUUUCUCCAAGGUUCCAAGCUCUUCCCCUUCUGCCAAAUCCUCCCACCCGCGACUGUCUUCCUCCCUCACACCCACACUUCUCACAUACAACAAACAAACCACGUCCAAACGACCCCGAAUUACGAGACGUACUUCCCGAUUCAGACUUACAGCCAGACGAUCAAGAGUCAACCACCACCCAUCCGCUCGUCCCACGUCAUCUACCCCACCAUAGCUCCUCUCGUCGUUGCUUUUGCCCAAACUUGGGCGCCUCGAAUUCCGCCAGUCCUCUGCCAGAUUUGAUCGUCAACUCCGCAUCUGCCAGAGACAGCUAGCUUCACCUGCUCGAAACAGGUCGCCGCCCAACAAAAACUAGUUCCGUGACAUCAUCCGGCUGAAGUCAAUUGCAAAAGCCAACGGUUCUCCAAAACCGAAACAAACGCCAUUGUCGUUUGGCUUUUACACUUUGCCUUGCUCAAAAGGAAAACCUCGAAUCGACUUUGACUUUGACUUUCGAAUCUUUUCAGACGU